Biomphalaria glabrata is the source of this 6221-nucleotide messenger RNA. RefSeq names its product sterol O-acyltransferase 1-like. Lineage: Eukaryota; Metazoa; Mollusca; Gastropoda; Planorbidae. Gene Ontology annotation, biological process: cholesterol metabolic process. Gene Ontology annotation, cellular component: endoplasmic reticulum membrane. Bases 303 to 1967 code for a protein of 554 amino acids. The record is from RefSeq and is a predicted model, not a curated record. The transcript has 17 exons.
AAGUCACAUGACCAUCUAUCGAGUGAAUGAAACAAAACAUAAAAGACUUCUGCUAUGCACUGAUUGAACAGUUGAUAGAAUCCUAGACUAGAACUAGAUCUACCUAUAUAGAUCUAGGACUAUAUACUAGAUAUCUAUAUAUAUAGAUCUAUAGUAUUAUUGCUUUUUAUAUCGUGUAUAGUAGGACGUGUGUUGAUAAUUCUAUGGAUAUAGUAUUAUAGUCAUUGAUAUUUUUGUGUAAUAGUAAUAGUAAUAUAAAUAUUGUGUUACAAGCUUUCACUUUCACAAAGAAAUAUCAUAAUAUGGCUGACACUGACAGUGUGGGCGACCAUCAUCAUCAAGACAGAGAAAAGCAUGAUUUGAAUGCUAACAACAGUAACAUGAGUGGAAAUAAAGUGUUGCUUGAUCAGACACUGAAGAGAAUAAAUCACCAGAGGAUUAGGGAUCAUGCCCAGCAAUUAAAACUGGAUCUGUUGGACAGUAUGAGUAACCAGUUGGAAGAGUUAUUAGAUGGAUUUGUAUCAACAGUAGAACGAAUAGAAGUUGGUGAUGAUCUAAAUGUGCAGAAUGGCUCUAUCAAAAACCAUUGCCCAUCAUGUGCAUCACAUCCUACUGAAGAAGUUGCCUCUAAAAAGAAAGAAAAGACUGGGGAACUUCCUGACAAAGUUUUUGUGACUAGGAGCUCAGUCUUGACGGAGCUGUUUGAGAUCAGUCAUGUCCGUACCAUCUAUCACAUUUUUGUGGCUGUCCUUAUUGUAUUCAGCCUCAAUACAAUGCUCUAUGAUGUCCUGGAGAAACACACGUUGAACUUAAAUUUUGGAAUGAUUCAAUGGGCAUUUGGCAAGUUUCCCAAAGUGAUGGCUUUGUGGAUGAUGAUGCAAGGCAGUACACUGCUUAUAGUCUACCCAGCAUUUUACUGCUGGGCCUCUUACAGAACACCAAAAAAUUCAGGUAUACUAGAUGUUAUCUGGAUUAGUUUAGUCAUCAUCUACCAGUUGGCAUUUCUUCUGAUCCCAUUGUUCUAUUUGAUUGAGCAUGACUUACCACCUGCGUCGUCGGUUGUUGUCACAGCUGAACAGACCAGGUUUCUAAUGAAGACACACUCAUUUAUUAGAGAGAAUACUGCUCGUGUGAUGUACAAGAAAAAAGAUGAUGAUGACCAGGAAACAUCGCUCUGUCCAGAUUUCUCUAAAUAUCUCUACUUUUUGUUUUGUCCCACUUUGGUGUAUAGAGACAACUAUCCAAGGACACAGACCAUCAGCUGGAAGUAUGUUGUGACCAACUUCCUUCAGGUCCUGGCUUGUCUUAUUUACAUCUACUACAUAUUUGAACGGUUCUGUGUGCCAGUGUUCCAGAACUUCAACAAGGACCAUAUCACAGCCAAAGGUUUUAUCUUGUCUAUGUUUGGCUGUAUGAUGCCAGGGACUCUUUUGUUAUUCAUUUCUUUUUUUGCUAUUUUACAUUCUUGGAUGAAUGCUUUUGCUGAAAUGUUACGCUUUGGAGACCGAUUGUUUUACAAAGACUGGUGGAACUCAACAACAUUCUCAAACUACUACAGAACAUGGAAUGUAGUUGUACAUGACUGGCUUUACACUUAUAUCUACAAAGAUAUCUGCAAGCUGGUAGGACCCAGAAAUCGUCCUGGUGCCAUGGCUUGUGUUUUCCUGAUCUCAGCUGUCUUCCAUGAAUACAUCCUGACUUGUACAUUCAAGUUUUUCUACCCAGUUUUAUUUGUGAUGUUUGCUGGUGCUGGGUUUGGGUUUAUCUUUCUGACGGAUAAAGGUUCCAGUAGAAGCUGGAAUGUCUUCAUGUGGGUUGCUUUGUUCAUAGGCAAUGGUUUACUAAUGUGUUUGUAUAGCAUGGAGUUUUAUGCCCGCCAGAACUGUCAAGCAAGCACAGAAAGCCUAUUAGAUUUGAUGAUACCAAGAUCAUGGUUUUGUGUUUAUCCCAAAACUGAAAUAUUGUAAACUAGAGUUGUCUUCCUUGUGACCAAUGUAGCAGUUGUGAUAAGUCUGUAGUUUUUGUUUACAACUUAACACAUCCUACAAUUUGAAGUGAAUUGGUUAUUGGACAAUUUCAAGUAUCUACCAGUUUAUAUAACAAACUAUAGCAGAAACAUUACAAUGUCUGUUGAAGCCAAUUAGGUGAGAAGUACAAAUAAACAACUAAAUAUAGCUGGCAUUUCCCUUCCAUUUUUGUUAGAGCCUAUAUGAGCAAUAUCAGUCACCAAAGUAUAGGAGUCUGUUGAGGUGGCAAUGUUAAAGAACUCAAAUCAUAGCUGUAUAUAUAUUCAGUGCUGUGCCAAAAUGUUAUGACCGGAUAAUUUUUGUCAUCACAUUUAAGCAGGACCAACUUAUUUCCCAGACCUCACUGUUACAAUUUUUGAUAAAGGAUUUAACAUCAUUCCCAGUAUUAGAAUGGCAUAAUUCAACAGUACCUCCAGUAGCAAUAGAUAACUGUUAAAAACUUUCUUUUUUGAAACAUAAAUAGUUCACUUUCAUGUGCCCUCACCCCUGCUGUGUACUACUAUUGGUAAUGUUGGGAUAUCAUUGUGGGUCACAUUUGUGGUCUAUAGUUGCUACCGGUUGUUUCUAAACAUUUCCACGUUUCAUUUUGUUUUCAAAUUGUUGCAUUUAAUUGUUAAAACUCUGUAAGUGCCAUCAUUCAUUGGAUUGUUAGAUUCCACAUUUCGAGUUAUUCUUAUUUUGUAUUAUGUGACGUUGAUUCCCAUAGUUCAAUAUCUCAUGUUAAUUGUAAACUGACUUAAAUUACUUUGUUUUCAAAAAGAGAAGGUCAAUGAGAACAUCUGUUUGUGUCAAUUAUGUAUCAGAUUGUCACAUUUAAGUACUAGAUGUGAAUAAAAAGUGAGUGACUUUGUUAAAAGUAAUCUAACAUUGAAGCAAAAAAUCAUGUUAUGUUGUAUCUGUGUUGUUUAUUUUUAAAAAUCUAAUUUUGGGAGGUUUAAUGCAGUUUCUGAAGUGUUAUAUCCAUCUCUGUUAACUUUGUAUAUAAAGGAUUCAAAUUCCUGACAAUUUUCCGCCUUUUGAAACCAAGAUCAACAUUGUACAACAAUUAAAUUGUGAUGCUUUGAUUACCAUUGCCAUCAUCUGUCUUUAAUGCAUAUGAACAAUUUGGUUUAUUGUCAAUCACAAUUUAAAUAAACACAAGUGAACUCUGUAUAAGGUUCCACGUCUUUGUCCGCCAGAGGUUAAAGGUCAGAGUAAACAUUUAAUUUCUCGAUAACCUUCUGUUUUUUUUUUUAAUUAAGCUUUUUUUUUUUUUUUUGUUUAACUCUUACAAUGUAGUUGUUGAUGACCUUCCUUUUCAUGGUUUUAAUGCUUUCAAUCAUUUUUUUAUUCAGUUCAUGUCAUAUAAUGCUUUGGUUCAUUUGAUUUGAUUUUUUUUUGUGCAAAUCAGCAUUACAUUCAGUGAUAGCAUUCAAUGUCACUGAUAUUGCUUUUAUUGAUAUCGAAGCAAAUUUUUAUUUUUAUUUUAUUUUAUUUAUAUUGUCUUUUGUGGAUCUAUUAUAAUUUUUUUUUUUAAUUAAGCAUUCAGUGUAAACCUUUUGUCUUGUUUAAUAAAUUUUUUUUUGUGAUGGAACUUGUACAUUAUAACUGAGUUCAAGGGAGACUAAUUUGAUAUCGCUAUUAAAAACUUCAUUUUAGAGUGUAUGUCUCUCUUUCAAGAAAUAAUUAAACUCAGUAUGUCAUCUAAUUCAGUAUUAUUUAGACAAAAUGGAUGUCCAGACUUUUUAGAUUAUGACAUUUUGGCAAAACCUUUGAAUCGUAUUAACAAAAUUUAACAGUAAAACUUUAAAUCCUAAAACUAGUUCAUUAAGUUACUACUGAACUAAGUAUAUCUUAAUAUUUCGAAAAAAAGAUAUAAAAGCCCUGAAAGUAUAAAGUAUGAAAAUGUUUUAACUUACUAUACCGGGUAUUCAUUUUAGUGCUUUACUCUUCAAUGUUUUUUCCUCAACAAUUUUGUUCAACGACUUUUUAAAAAAUGCAUUACAUUUUUUCUGGUAAUUAAUAGUUUGCAUUUACCUUUGCUGGGAGUGGUGCUAGUGGUUUGAAGCUGUAUCUUUAUUUGUUUGACAAGUUGUGGUAAACCUCUCCUGUAUAGUCUCUAUAUUUGGAUGCUGAAACACAAGUCUUUCAUUUCAUGUGGUAAAAACACAGAAGUCUGUUAUUCAAAUCCUCGAGUAGCUGACUGUACACAUUAUUUGUUUUCAUUCUGUUUUCUUCAAGAAAACUUCUGAGUUUUUUUGUUUUUUUUUUACAUUAAUAUUUAGGAUGGUUUAGAUUUCUAUUCUGCACUCAUUUUGUGGGCUAAUGUGUUUGCCUAGACAGAGGAGACAAAAUUGGUAUAUUGUUGCAUAUUUAUUGAUGAUACAUGUGUUAAAUGUAAUAUAUAAAAUGUAUUUUUAAUGUUUGUAUUUUUUUAAAUUUUAAAAUCUAAUCCCACUUGGCCCAAUGCAAUUGAUGACAUUAUUCUAAUUAAAUAUUUGAUUGAUCUUAGGUUCGUGUAAUGAAUACAGUGAAUAGAAUUAUCUUCAAACUAGGCGACUAAAAGAUCAAUUAGCUACUCAUAGGUUUUAAGAACAAAGAAGCUUAAAUUAGUUUUAGCAUUAUAAAUUAAGAUUAAAAAUUACCAUACUUUCAAAUAUCUAUUUAGUUCUAGAUAUAUUUAUUUGAAUCUUAUCAUAUUUGGCUGGCUGCUUGGCUGUGUGAAUAGUGCUUUUGACUAUCUUAUGAUGGCCUGACCUAAUCUCUUGCCAUUAUACAGGAGGUUUGGGCUGGGAUAUAAUAUCUAUUUUUCUAAAGGGACAUCUUGAACAUAUUUUUAAAAUCCAAAUGUAAUGUUACAUUGUUUUAUGACAUGCAACUAGCAGACAUUUAUGGUCAAUAUGAAAUCCAUCCCCAUGUGUUCUUCAACUGAUACACUAUGUCAAGUCACACUCACUCUUAUUACAGAUUCUAUUCAAAUUCUUUGUUCUUUAGUGUCAUUAAUGAGAAAAAAAAAUGUAGUGCAUGAGAUGAAUGAAGUAAACAUUGGCAGCCAGCAUUUAUUUGACAGCUGAUAAACAUGGUGUAACUUUUAUAUAUAUAUAUUUUUUUCUCUCUGAAGCAAUGCAAUACUAUUUUUGUGACAUGUAUAAAUGCAUUCAACUUGUUAAUAUCAAAUGAUUUAAAAAAAAAAUGAUUUCUAUAAAUUUGACAAACUUGUAUUGAUAUGAACAAUGUAUGGCCAAUGAAUGUCAUUUUGCAGGAUUAACUUUUGGAUGCUGAAUAUUACAUUUAAAAUAGUUGUUUGUUAAUACUUUAAAAUUUGUUUGCUCCUUCCCCAUUUAGGGGGGGCGCUCUGGCUGAGUAGUUAAGUGCUUGGCUUCUGAAUCAGAGGAGUCCUGGGUUCAAAUCUCAGUAAAAGACUGGGAUUUUGAAUUUUGGGAUUUUUAGGGCGCCCCCCGAGUCAACCCAACUUUAAUGGGAUGACCUUAACAUCAUCUGCCCUAUAGAUUGCAGGUCCUUAAAGGGAAAGUUAUCUUCCCCAUUUAGAGCACAAUUAUAUCUUACCAAGAAUCCAUGAUUGAAGUUUGACCUUUUAACCUUGUUUUGGACGAUGAGAAACUCCCAUGAUUUGAUAAGGGCGGCUGAAUUGUAUUUCAAUGUCUAUUAAAAACAAGUUAUAUAUCUAUGACUAAAUCAAUACUAUAUUUGUAUUUAUUCAACUUCCCAAACAGAUCAUUUGAUGAGUCUCUUCUAGUAUGAAGUAUUUUAGAGUUCAGGAUUUACAUUUACAAAUAACAAGUUGUCAACAAAGUUCAUUUAACAGGAAAAAUAAAGCCUAUCAAAGAAUAUGUAUCUACUUAUGCAAAGUUUAAUAAUAUAAAACUACUAACUAACAAAGUGUUACUUUCACAAGUCCUACCAGUUUACAAAGGGAAAUACUCAUGCAAUCAUAAGAGUAUUUAAAAAAAAAAGAUAGUUCUGCUUGUUCUAGCAUUGUUUCUAGCAUUGUUUCUAUUACUUAAAUCUAAUUUGGUAGCUCAUUCUGUUCUCUUGAAAGUCUAUAUGUAUUUAAAGUCACUGCCAUUGAUGUCCAGGUAUGCCAAGUAACUGGUUGCUAUGCAAUGGUCAUAAAGUGCAACUGAAUUGGUGCAAUGUUUACAAACAAGAUGGUCAUUUGUUGAUUAUGUAAUAAAUUUAACCUAUCAAAUGGAA